Paramisgurnus dabryanus is the source of this 2330-nucleotide messenger RNA. It is a transcript of the gene fga, whose product is annotated as fibrinogen alpha chain. Gene Ontology annotation, biological process: fibrinolysis; blood coagulation; protein polymerization. Gene Ontology annotation, cellular component: fibrinogen complex. Gene Ontology annotation, molecular function: protein-macromolecule adaptor activity; extracellular matrix structural constituent; signaling receptor binding. The record is from RefSeq and is a predicted model, not a curated record. Lineage: Eukaryota; Metazoa; Chordata; Actinopteri; Cypriniformes; Cobitidae.
GACUCUGACUAUGGUCAAUAAUGAGUCAGUCUGUUGAUCAAUCACAAGGGUUCAAAUGGGCAAGUGAGCCGUGAAGGUCUGUAUUCAGCACAGAGGAACCAAAGAUGAAGGUCACAUACUCUCUCUUCUGUGUGUUAGCGGUCUUGUCCUCUGCCUUGUCAGAGGAAACAGGAGAAGAUGGUAAGUUAUUAAACCCAAGAGGUGCCCGUCCUAUUGAACAUGGAUACAAAGCUCAGGACACCUGUCAAACAAAAGAAUGGCCGAUGUGUACAGACGAGGACUGGGGAAACAGGUGUCCGUCUGGCUGUCGAGUCCAAGGCCUGAUGGACAAAGCUGAUCAUGAUCUCAUCAAGAAGAUCGAGAAGAUUCGUAACCUCCUGGAUCAAGGCAAAAAACUCUACCGCUCCGCUGAUCAGGACUCCAAGACGACUUACAAUUACCUUAGAGAACGCCUAACCUCCGAUGCAGGUGGUGAUAACCGAUAUGUGUCUCUGGCUGAACAGCUGAGGCAGAGGAUUUCAGAGAUUAAGAUUAAAAUUGACCGUCAACUCAGGUUACUAGAAGCUUUGAAGUCACAGAUCAAAGAUCAAGUUGUCACAAUGCAACGACUGGAGGUUGACAUUGACAUCAAGCUGCGAGCUUGCAAGGGCUCUUGCUCAGGCUACAGCGAGUUCUCGGUGGACAAGGAGGGUUAUGUGUCCAUAGACAAACAAUUGGACCAUCUGAAUACUAUGCGUGUGCAGAGCGUUGAGACCUUCACUUCCCUGGGUGUCAUGAAGAGCAGACCCUUGAAAGACCUUGUAGUGCCCUCCAUAUACAAGACUGGAGCAAGCACGGUCCAAACCGAGCAGAAGCUCCUCUUCGGAGACGUGGGUCAGUUGAAGCUUACUCUGGAAGCAGAAGGUUCCACUGCGGAAUCCGCCGCCACCGUCAGCAAAAUCCCCACAGGUACGGGCUCCUCCUCAUCGCACACAGUACAAUGCUCCAAAACAGUUCGCAAGACGGUAACGCAGACCAAAGAUGGCACCGUGGAGAAGGUUGAAGUUAUAGGUGGCGGGCCCGGGUGCGAAGACUUAGGAAAGCUAGGAAUUUCCGAUCAAGAUUUUUUGGCCGCAGCCAGGGACGGGAAAGAUCUGAGUCGUGACGGGUUGAAGGUAACCGUGACGGGUGGAGAUGAAAGGUCUAUCACAAGUUUGAAUUCCGGCACAGAUGAACUAGUUGGCUUUGGCGGUGACUUCUUCAAGGAUCUUGGCACCAGCUCCCGAAAGACAUCUUCUUCGUCUUCAUCGUCGUCCAGCUCCUCAUCAAAAACGAUUCUGUCGGAUGGAACCAAAACUUCCACAAAGACCACCUUUUCUAGCGACGUAGAUUUUGGGGACGACUUGGGGGCGUUCUUGCGCGGCGAUGUGGAAGAAGACCUUCCAGAUAUCCACGCACGAAGCCUGAAAUCGCGCGACGAGCGCAAGGCUGGCUUUGUCGGUGAAGAUUGCAAUGAAAUCCUGCAGAAGCAUGCUAACGGCAGUCAGAGCGGCCUGUUCAAAAUAAAGCCGGCCGGGUCGGAGGAAAUAGUAGUUUACUGUGACCAGGGCACUGGGUUGGGUGGCUGGACUCUGGUUCAGCAGAGGGAGGACGGGUCUGUAAACUUCAAUCGCACUUGGAAGGAGUAUCAGGCUGGCUUCGGUAAAAUAGAUCCACAGGGUAAGGGUGAAGUCUGGAUUGGGAACAGGUUCCUACAUCUUCUCACUCAGAUAGAAAGUGUUUUGAGGGUGGAAUUGCAGGAUUGGAAGGGUAACGAGGUCUAUGCCGAGUACAACGUUAAAGUUGGCUCAGAAGCGGAGGGAUUCGCGCUGACUGUUUCGGAGUACACGGGGGACGCGGGGGACGCGCUGGUGCAGCCUAAUUUGAAAAACUUCCUUUCGCAUGCCGGAAUGAAGUUUAGCACCUUUGAUAGGGACAAUGAUCGUUGGGAGGAGAACUGCGCAGAGAUGUAUGGCGGCGGGUGGUGGUACAAUAACUGUCAGUCGGCCAACCUCAAUGGGAUUUAUUAUAAGGGAGGCCAAUAUGACCCUGGCAGCAAGGUCCCGUAUGAGAUUGAAAAUGGCGUUGUGUGGUUGCCAUUCAAACCAGCAGAUUACUCUCUCAAAGUAGUGCGAAUGAAGGUCAGACCUGUCUAAAAACUAUACAGAAGUUGUAACCAAAGGUGGUGCACAAUGUUUUGAUUGAUUGUUAUGUUCACUAUACUGCUUGGCAAAAUGUAAAUCCAUGAUGUUUCCAUGUCAAUUUUUACAACCAACAUACCUCAUGUUUCAAAUAAAAUGUGUUCACUGCAA